CGAACGUAAGAUCGCACGAUCAGUUACUUGCGGCAGACGGCACCCGCACGUUGACGGUGCAUGUUGGUUUCAUAGGCGGGUUUUUUCCCUCGCUCGAUUAGGUGGUAUAGUAACUAAUUCGACUCAACUGAAAUUGACAUUAUUCAGAAAAAAACUAGGACCGGUCACUUGUGAUCGGCUGUGAAUAUCCUGGAGUAAGAUAUCGAGAAGGGGGAAAAAAGGAGUGAAUCGCCGUUGCGUCCUGUCGGCCCGGCAAAAACUGAGAAUCGGAUAGUCUCGUUACCAGUGCCCUGUCGGCUGUUGUCGGUACACGCGGUCAAGUUUUCGAGGUUUAUGUGCUGUUUUUGUUACUCUUGAACUCGUCGACUCUGGCGAAAAUCGAGGUUGCAUUUCGGUAAAAGCCUCGCCACCGUGUUCAACGUAUCCACGGAGUUUAUGUGUCCGGACAGGUGACAGGAGGAGUGACUUUAGUUGAGGGACCUAGGGGAGAAGGACAAGGAAACAGAAAGGCGUCAAAAUGACGACUAUAGUGGCCAAUCUAGUGCACGGUUACCGGGAUCUCAUGGACAACAAGUCUGAUCCCAGGGUGAACGGAUGGGCCAUGAUGAGCAGUCCGUUUCCGACGGUGGCGAUUUGUCUAUCGUACGCUUAUUUUAGUAGAGUCUUGGGGCCGCGACUGAUGGAGAAUAGAAAGCCCUUCGACCUACGGCGGAUAUUAAUUUUCUACAACCUCAUACAGACACUUUUCUCUACGUGGAUAUUUUACGAGUACUUAGUGAGCGGUUGGGCGAAGGGCUACAGCUUCCGUUGUCAGCCAGUCGACUAUUCAAAUCAUCCUCUAGCUGUUAGGAUGGCAAAUACAUGUUGGUGGUAUUACUUCAGCAAGUUCACCGAAUUCUUCGACACGUUUUUCUUUAUUUUGCGAAAGAAGAAUCAGCAUGUGUCGACUCUUCACGUGAUUCAUCAUGGUGUGAUGCCCUUCUCCGUGUGGAUGGGACUGAAGUUCGCGCCUGGUGGUCACAGCACAUUCUUCGCUCUCUUAAACACUUUCGUUCACAUUAUCAUGUAUUUCUAUUACAUGGUGGCUGCGAUGGGGCCAGAGUACCAAAAAUAUAUUUGGUGGAAAAAGUACCUCACAACCAUGCAAAUGGUUCAAUUCGUGCUGAUCAUGACGCACCAGUUCCAACUACUUUUUACCGAAUGCGAUUAUCCGCGUUCUUUCAUGAUCUGGAUCGGCCUUCAUGGGUUCCUCUUUCUGGGUCUGUUCUCUGACUUCUACAAGGCAAAAUAUACCACGACACCGGUGAAGAAAGCGCAUCAAAAUGGCUCUUCGAAUGGCGCGUGCAUGCCAGUGCUGGACAACGAGCCCAUCAAGCCAAAACAAAACGGCAUCUCGUCAUACGCCACAAUUUACAACAAAGAGUACAACAGUUGUUACAGCAAUGGCACGAACAACGGCUACGUCGCGAACAACAAUACGGAGAAGAAACUUGCCUAAAGCGGUACCAGGUUCGCACGCUUCGAUUUCAAACAGCUGAUUCGCACAAAUCAGAUGACGCCAAUCGAGCGCUCCUUGCCAACGCCGACUGCGACAAUACUAUAGUGAGAAGAAUAGCUCGCCUAUUUUUCAGGGCAACCUCCAAAUUGGGGAGAUUUUAACUGGAAUUUUAAAAGGUCGUGUUUCGACCAGAGAGCGCAACGCGUUUCUCUUAUUUAUCCUUUUUUUGCUAUAAAUAAAUUUUUAAGUGGACGUAUUUAGCGAAUGCGGCAAAACGAUAGCGAUAUCCGGACGGCCAUUUGUCUAGUCUCUAAACCAAACUUCCUUUAGCUUGAUCAGAUGGAUAUCGCAACGCCAACGCGAUUAACGACCGGACUUUUGAAAAAUGGACGUGCUGAGUUUCAUUGGCAGUAAAUUGCGACACAGACUUUCGAUUUCAAGAAUAUUCACUCUCUUGUUUCGAGAUGCAAUACCACGAGAGAGACAUUGAAACUCGAAAGUGACGCGUGUGUAAUGUCGGCUAAAUAAAUGUAAAUAAAUAUACAUAUAUAUUUAAUCUUGAUAGUUUACUAGACCUCAGGGAACUACGAAGCUUUUAAAAGCGAGAAGAAAGACUCUUUGCAGUUUGCCCGCGGGCGAGCACAAAUCCCUUUUCAAACUUCAUACUUUCGAAAUUGCCUCAAAUGUGAAAUGGUUACAUGUUACGUCACGCAUACAGCCAUGCUUAAAGGGAAUCUCCCACACAAUUUUCAACUUCACGAAAUGUAACCAAUGGAAAAAGUAUGACCUUAUAUUGCCUAUUUCACUACCUUUUUCAUCUUACUGUUUCUAAAAAUAAUCGAUUCUCAGCCAAACAUUUGUUGGGCCGACAAUACAGGCGAAUUAUCGGACAAUAGUAAACUGAUUUCGUGCAUUUUGCACCUGUAAAUUCCAAAUUUGAUUUCUAUUCUGAACAAAAAAAAGCUCUCUGUUGCCAUUGACAUAGGGAUUACAUCAGCUUGAACAAUUGCAACUUGAAAGCUGAUCAAUUUCUAAUCGGUAGAAUUUAUCUGGCGGUGAACUUAGUAGUCACCGUAUCACGACUGUUGUACACCAGCAUUCUAUACUGCAUUUCCCAAAGAGGACGUAAGCUCAAGACUUGUUUGAUACGUAAUUUUUGUACUGAAUCGUGUCACAAUUUAGGUAGACGUCAAUUCCGCGACUUUGAUGAAGGGCGCUGGCAAGGAACGCCGCCGUCUUCGAUGCGGGGAUGGGACUGAGAAGAGUGAGCGCACAAGCGACAGCGCUGAGAAUAUUUGUUGAGAAUAUUCGUGAUUUCUCGUGAGCUCGCCUAAUGUUUAUGCAGUCGUUAACGACUAUCUCUUUUUGUUGUCCCGAAUGUGUUCAAAUAACUGAACUUGAACCAAAGCGGAGUGAGCCCUGCAACAUUGCUUUUUUGCCGUGUGCUGUGUCAGUUUUUGUCCUUUCCCAGUUGCUGUAAUCGUGCAACUGAAAUCGUCUAGCUAAAUGAAUUAAACUAAUUUUCCAAUUGUAAAUUGCUUUGCGGGAGCAAUGAUUGCAAUAAUCGAGAAUAGGGGGAGCUCACUCCCGUUCGUUUCGAGUUUGGUGGUUCAAAGCUUCGUCGAUCGUCGUACAUAUGUGAUGUCUGCUGAUAUACACUUGAUUCAAUAAGCGCGUUUCUUACGUCGAAAUCGAUGGUUAGGUCAACUUGAAUUUACAUCGAUUUUGAUUUUUUACCCGAUAUCGACCAAAUGGUAGACAUAUAAACGGAUUACACAACGCCGAGGAUUAAUCUGCGCUUUGUAAUUUAGUACUUUGAUUGUAAACUAGGUAGAGAGGUAGAUUGGUAAUUAGAUAGAUAAUAGAUAGGCUCGCAGUCUGACGAAUGCGGAACUUCUAGGAGGAAAAGACGACGACAACCUCCGAAGAAUCUCGAAUCUUUUUCGCCGAAAUCCAGAUCCUCUUGAGGUUGCGACUUUGAAUUCGAUCGCUCGUUCUCUCAAAGUUCCGGGUUACUCUUGUUUCGAACUUUUGGCGAACGAUUCGUCGCCGGGAAUUGAAUCCAUUGUUGUGUGAGUGUCUUGAAAUUUCAGGAAAGGAAUAGAGGCUAAUGUAAUUUCGCUCUUUCCCUUCGCUCUGGACUGACGGGGUGAUCCUAAACCUAAAGUAUGAGCCAAUGUUUUUUUGUUUUGAUCGUGCGUCUGUGAAAUUUACGUUCGUCUAAGCAUCUUUCUUCGAGUCUUGGAGCUGUAAAACUUUCGCUUAAUGCCAAGACUUAGGAGGACCGAUAAAUUUAAGGCUGUUGUUGAGUGCUGAGAAGUCGAGAGUUACAUGGAGUUGAGGUUGGUGCAAGUGUGUUACUUGCUGGAAAAGGAGACCGGAUUCUGCGUAACUCGAGGCUCCAGACCUCGACAUAUUCCCGAUUUAAUGUGGUUCCGCUCAGUUCAACUUGGUAGGAUGAUUGCGAGUGAAAGAACGUUCUGUUUCGUGUGUAAAGCCAAAAAAAUGUUACAUGCGGAAGUGGCUUUUCGAGUGAGUGGAAUGCGCCUUGCGAGGAGACAUUAACACAAGCAUCUUCUUCGUGUACCUAACGUUAAACUCUGCAAUGAUUAACGAUUCUCAUUAUAUUUUUGUACAUAUACCAAUUGCGGAUUAAUGAUGAAAUACAAAAUAGACAAGAGGCAUAUUUACGUUGUUUACUCUCUAGAACCUCAGACGUUCUAUGGAACAGUAAUUGUAAAGAAUAUUUUUUAAAAAUUAUACAUUUUUAGAUAAAAAUAUUGACAACUUUCGACAUUGUGAAGAUUGAGGAAGCUUUACUUUCAAGAUUUUUAUUAUUUGAUUUCUAAAAGUACUGUUUAAUAUAUAACUUUUUAGAGGUAGUAUAGAUAAAAAGCGAAACAUUGAUCAUUUUGAGAAUAAGUGCUUUGAUUAAUUUGAGAUAUGUUUUUCGAUUUAUAUCAAAAUUAUAAAAGUUUAAUGUAAUUGAUUGAUUACUUGUAGUUAUUCCUCGCUUUUUGUGCGUAUCAAACAGGAAAAAUGUAGGUCAGUCACUUUUCUUAAUUCUACUAUUAUAAUUAAAGGAGAUGCUUUGACUGUAAAACAUUUUAUUAAUGCAGUUUGUCAUGAAAUGUAAAUUGAAGUCGAAUCUUCAUCUUGUUUUUACUUUGACAGUUCUCUUUUAGUGUAGAGAUUUUAUCCACUUCGAAUCAAAUAGUGAUUAAUGAAAAAGAAUGUAAACACAUCACCAAAAGCAUGACAGAAAUUUGAUUAAACAUUUGAUCUUUUUGAAA
Molecule: messenger RNA, 4791 nt
Organism: Belonocnema kinseyi
Lineage: Eukaryota; Metazoa; Arthropoda; Insecta; Hymenoptera; Cynipidae
Product: elongation of very long chain fatty acids protein AAEL008004
Exons: 6
Coding region: 518-1498 (326 amino acids)
Biological process (GO): fatty acid elongation, monounsaturated fatty acid; fatty acid elongation, polyunsaturated fatty acid; very long-chain fatty acid biosynthetic process
Cellular component (GO): endoplasmic reticulum membrane
Molecular function (GO): fatty acid elongase activity
Source: RefSeq, a predicted model, not a curated record